AUGGCUGAAAACAUGAACUGGGUCGGGGACACUCCCCCCUACGGUCGGCCCUCCCGCAGAAUGCAGGAAGUGACGGAGUUUGAGGAGCGAAUGAACGCAGUUAUCGCCCUUGACGGCGUUCUUGCCCUCGCCUUAGCUCGCCGAGCCCAGAACCCGCCGACAUGGUUCAUGCCAGAUGGAACCAUCCGACUCCUGCCCGAAGACUGCAGAAUUAACCUUGCCGCCACUACCGACACCGAUCCGACCUGCUGUCUCGACUUCGACCUCGAGCCCUUUAAGGAAGAGCUGCCACUGUGGAACCCACUGCCCAUGCGGACUCGCCUCGUCGGUAAAGUGCGGGCCUCAUUCACCCCCGACCAGUACCGCAAUCCUGGCCGGGUCAUCGAAGAAGUUGGUCAAGCCCAGCACAGCGUCUUGCUCGUGGUCGACCCGCCGACCCCCACCGCGGGAAGAGACGUCUACCUCCUCCCUAAGGCCGUCGCGCCUUACUUUGAUCUCGUCACCGAAGGAGAGAUCGUCAUCGACAUCCACGAUGUCGAGAUGAACGAAGACGCCGACACCGAAAUCAAGCGUCUUGAGAUCAUCGUUACGCUCCUGGAAGAGUGGGACACGGCCUUCUCUCUCCAAAUGUCAACCUUUGCGAUUAAGGCACGCCGUUGGCGCGUGGAGCGUCGCGAGUGGGAGUUUGAGACCGUGCAGGCGAUCUUCGUCACCCGGAACCUCCACAUGCUCAGCCCGGACUUCGAUCCCUCCAGCCUGGUUUUUGCCCGUUAUUUUGUUUCUAAGCAGAACGAACUGGAUCGGGCUGGAGGUGUUGCGGUCUGGGAGGGCGUGUGGGAUAAGGAGGGGCUCGACGCCUUGGUCGCAUGCCGGAAUCAAGUCUUCAUGACCGGGCUCCAGGUCAAGCGGAUCCUUUUCGACCUGUUCACGGAUGAUGAGCUUCGUAAGGAGCGCAACCGCUUGCUCGUCGCGGAUAUGCGACGGUACUGGUGGGUCUUUGACGACGAUUGA
Messenger RNA from Penicillium subrubescens, 1011 nucleotides. RefSeq lists its product as uncharacterized. The coding region runs from base 1 to 1011 and encodes 336 amino acids. NCBI's taxonomy places the organism in Eukaryota, Fungi, Ascomycota, Eurotiomycetes, Eurotiales, Aspergillaceae. The transcript has a single exon. The record is from RefSeq and is a predicted model, not a curated record.